This is a messenger RNA of Populus trichocarpa (black cottonwood), 1320 nucleotides long. RefSeq names its product short-chain dehydrogenase reductase 2a. Bases 216 to 1133 code for a protein of 305 amino acids. NCBI's taxonomy places the organism in Eukaryota, Viridiplantae, Streptophyta, Magnoliopsida, Malpighiales, Salicaceae. The record is from RefSeq and is a predicted model, not a curated record. The transcript has 2 exons. Gene Ontology annotation, molecular function: oxidoreductase activity, acting on the CH-OH group of donors, NAD or NADP as acceptor.
UUCCACCCACUCAGAUGAAGUACAAGCAUGAAAAUCUAGCACCAAUUCCAAGAUCCAUCUUAAAAUGGGGAAAGCCUUAAAACCCCCAAAACCUUACUGAAUCCAUAUAUAUAUAACCCUCCGUCCGUCCUCUUACUCUCACCAACACUAAUCUAUUCCCCCCUCUGCCUCUGCCUUUCUCCCUCUUGCAGACUGUUUGUCUACCGUGAUAAAUCAUGCCUUGUCAAGUGAUGCAAGAGAAAACCCUUCAAAGCUUUUAUGCCGCGGGAAGGGAAAAGUCGACAGAAAACAGUCCUUGCUCUCCUGGAAGGUUGGAGGGAAGAGUAGCAGUGGUCACAGGUGGUGCUCGAGGAAUUGGAGAGGCAACAGUAAGGCUUUUUGCAAGACAUGGUGCCAAAGUAGUGAUUGCUGAUGUUGAGGAUACUCUCGGAACUUUGCUAGCAAACUCACUAGCCCCUUCAGUUUCCUUUGUUCAUUGUGAUGUUAGCUUAGAAGAAGACAUUGAGAACCUGAUAAACUCCACAGUUUCUCACUAUGGUAAGCUAGAUGUUCUUUUCAACAAUGCUGGGGUGCUUGGAAAUCAAUCGAAGAACAAGAGCAUUGUCAAUUUUGAUGCUGAAGAAUUUGAUCGUGUCAUGCAAGUGAAUGUUAGAGGCGUGGCACUAGGAAUUAAGCACGCGGCAAGAGUGAUGAUUCCUAGAGGAGUUGGGUGUAUUAUUUCCACAGCCAGUGUAGCUGGUGUCAUGGGAGGGCUUGGUCCUCAUGCCUAUACAGCUUCGAAGCAUGCCAUUGUUGGGCUCACAAAGAACACAGCAUGUGAGCUUGGCAGGUAUGGGAUUCGAGUCAAUUGCAUCUCUCCAUUUGGGGUGGCUACAUCUAUGCUUGUUAAUGCGUGGAGAAGUGGCGAUGAAGAGGAAGAUUGCUUGAACUUUGGAUUGCCUUGUGAAAAGGAAGUGGAGAAGAUGGAAGACUUUGUUAGAGGCCUGGCUAACCUAAAAGGUCCAACUCUAAGGGCUAGAGAUAUAGCCGAGGCUGCACUUUAUCUAGCUAGUGAUGAAUCCAAGUAUGUUAGUGGUCAUAAUCUUGUCGUGGAUGGUGGAAUUACCACUUCAAGAAAUUGUGUUGGCUUGUAAUAUUUGGAGAAUUAGUCUCCCUCUCUCUCUCUCUCUCUCUCUCUGUCUCUUGUAACUUCAUCGGUUGACAAAGCCUUGUUGUAUAAUUUCUAUCCAAUCAAUUAAUUAGUUUUCAAAAAAUUGGAUACUUUAACUCAAAACGACACAUGUAGUAAGUAAUUGCUUCGAGUUCUUCAACUUUUUAAAA